Aspergillus steynii IBT 23096 is the source of this 933-nucleotide messenger RNA. Its product is annotated as thioesterase domain-containing protein. NCBI's taxonomy places the organism in Eukaryota, Fungi, Ascomycota, Eurotiomycetes, Eurotiales, Aspergillaceae. Bases 1 to 933 code for a protein of 310 amino acids. The transcript has a single exon. Gene Ontology annotation, biological process: biosynthetic process. The record is from RefSeq and is a predicted model, not a curated record.
AUGGACACGGUCUUGCACAUCCAAGGCAGCCCCGACUCGUCGCUGACGCCAUUGAUUCUCAUUCAUGCAAUCUCUGGCCUGGCGCUGCCCUAUUUUGCCCUGGGGCCUCUAUCAUAUGCCGACGAGGACAAGAACCUACACGAAGGACGACCGGUAUACGGGAUCUCCGCGCCGAUUUACGAACAUGGAUCUCCGUUUGCCGCGCCCGGCAGCUUAUUCGAAGUGGCCGCUCUUUACGUUUCAAUUAUUCGACGCGAGAUCCAGCCCAAGGGGCCGUACCUACUUGGUGGCUGGUCCAUGGGCGGCAUGAUUGCCGUGGAGAUGGCCGCGAUUCUUACCGCGGAGGGCGAAACUGUGCAGCAUGUCAUACUCAUCGACUCGUUGAAUCCCGAGCUCUAUCCGCCAUUCCAGGACGCGCGCGAGCAUCACGUCGUGUCCACUAUCACGUACAACGCCAUCGCCCGCCGCAUGAAUGCCCCAGAGGAAUCCGCGAGUGCACCGCUCCGCGACGAGGAUGGUAGCAGCAGCAGCGAUACGAGCCGAGAGAGCUCAGACGGAGAGAUCGACAGCGAGGACGAAGCUGGUUCGAUGGUACGGUUCUACAGUCAAUUGCGCCAGCAUAUCCACCACGGCCUGCGCAUGCUGUCCUCGUAUCGGUCCGCAAUUCCGGGCGGGCAGCGUCCUCUGCUGCCGAACACGAACGCAACGCUGAUCAAAUGCGAGACGCUAGGAACGCUGUCUCCGCUGCUACGAGAUAAACGGCGCGACUUUGCGAGGAAAAUCAACCGAGAUGCGACGAAUGGGUGGUCAGAUUCGCGGUUCAAGAGCUUUGCCACGGUGCCCUUCAGCGCAAUGCAUGACGGUUGCUUUGACGAGAGUUUUGCCGGUGAGCUGACGCUGAUCCUCCGGAAUGUCUUGGGUCGCAGUGGAUGA